Molecule: messenger RNA, 1446 nt
Organism: Nerophis lumbriciformis (worm pipefish)
Lineage: Eukaryota; Metazoa; Chordata; Actinopteri; Syngnathiformes; Syngnathidae
Source: RefSeq, a predicted model, not a curated record
AUGGAGAUAGAGAAGAGGACGAAUGGGUUCGACUACCCGGAAAGAAGCAACGCCAAGCCGGUGAACGGCUUUUUUGGAGACCACUCUCUCGAGCCAGAAAACAGUGACAGCGUGGAUGAUGCAGCUGAGCAACGUACUUGCCUUAUCUGUGGAGAUAGAGCCACAGGCCUGCACUAUGGCAUCAUCUCCUGUGAAGGCUGCAAGGGUUUCUUCAAGCGCAGCAUUUGCAACAAGCGCGUGUACCGAUGCAGCAGGGACAAGAACUGCGAGAUGUCACGCAAGCAACGCAACCGCUGCCAGUACUGCCGCCUACUCAAGUGUCUACAAAUGGGGAUGAAUCGCAAAGCAAUCAGAGAGGAUGGCAUGCCAGGGGGGAGGAACAAAAGCAUCGGACCAGUUCAGAUCACAGAAGAGGAGAUUGAGCGCAUCAUGUCAGGGCAAGAAUUCAAGGAAGAAGCUCCGUGGGGCAACAACGGCGACAGCGACCACAGCUCUCCAAGCAAUGGUGCUUCAGAGGGUAACCAGCCAUCACCUGCCUCCACGCUGUCAUCCAAUCGCUCCGUAGAGAUGAACGGCUAUACAGCAGCCCUCAGAGACCAAUACAUCAACACCUCCAUGUCAACACACUACCAGCUACUUCCGCACCUCUUCAGUUAUGCUGCCCAGUCUGGCCUGCUAGCACCGCAGCCCCGCAGCCUUUACCCACAGUCCCAUCCACUAGUGCUGCAGCUGGUGGCAGCAGAAGACCUGGCACCCCUGGCUACCCCGAUGCUCAUAGAGGAUGGCUACAAGGUAACACAGGUGGAGCUGUUUGCCUUGCUGUGUCGCCUGGCAGAUGAGCUACUCUUCCGCCAGAUCUCAUGGAUAAAGAAGUUGCCUUUCUUUUGUGAGCUCUCCAUCGAGGACUACACCUGCCUCCUCAGCUCCACCUGGCAGGAGCUCAUCCUGCUCUCCUGUCUCACAAUCUACAGCGCACAGAUCUUUGGCAACCUGGCCAAUGUCACGGCCAAGUACACACCUUCUGAUGACGAGCUGCAGGGUUUUGGUGAGGAUGGCAUGGAGGUAAUGGAGAGGCUGAUAUAUCUCUUUCGCAAAUUCCACCAGUUGAAGAUCAGCAAUGAAGAAUAUGCCUGUAUGAAAGCAAUCAACUUCCUAAACCAAGAUAUAAGAGGACUGUCAAACGUCUCUCAGCUUGAGCAGCUGAACAAGCGCUACUGGUACGUGUGUCAAGACUAUACUGAGUAUAAGUAUCCGCACCAGCCCAAACGCUUCCCUGAGAUCAUGAUGUGUCUGCCGGAGAUCCGCUGUAUAGCAGGGAAGCUGGUCAAUGUCCCUCUGGAGCAGCUCCCUCUCUUGUUCAAAGCAGUCUUGCACUCCUGCAAAUCCAGUUUGACCAGCUACAGGACCGCCCCGUCACCCUGUGUGACCACCUCCUCUGGAAAUUAG